AUGUCGGGAGGUGAUCCGGGUCCCGUGGAGGACCCUCCUGAUAACAUCCGGAGUAGACUGCCUCAGUUUUUGCGUAACAAGUCUUAUGAUGGUGUCACCCGAUUCCUUCAGUUGAGAAUGACCAUUGAUAAAUCUACCGACAAACGACCUCCUCUACCUCAAAACCCAUUCCUCAUAGGAAAAUCGGUAGAACGUGCCGUUGGAUCUACAAACCUCAAACAGCUCGAAGCUAUAAAAGAAGGUCAAGGUGCUCAAUAUAUUUUGAGGACAUCUUCGCCAGAAAUAUCUCAGAAACUACUACUAAUGACCACUCUACUGGACAAAACUCCCGUUGAAGUUGUACUGCAUCCAACCUUAAACUCAGUACAAGGUGUUGUUUACCAACCAGAUACAGUAGAUAUGAAAGAAGACGAAAUUCUCACUGAAAUUGAAUCUGAAGGUGUUUUGGCAGUGCGCAGGAUAAUGAAACGCGAUAAUAAAAAGGACUUACAAAAGACACCACUUCUCGUACUUACCUUCUGCAGCACGGUUCUUCCGGAAUACGUUCGUUUUGGCCUGCUACGCGUCCCAGUCCGUCCAUAUUACCCCUCACCGAUGAUCUGUCGUCGCUGUGGAUCUUAUGGUCACACCCAUAAGAGAUGUGACAGCACGGUUUGUCCAGUUUGUUUCAAGGAUCACCCGAUCACUGCAGGACAAAUUUGUGAUAACCAAAAGUACUGCAAGCAAUGUAGACAGGAAGGUCACUCUCCGACUAGUCGCGACUGUCCCUCCUUCCAAAAGGAAGAAGCAGUGAUCCGCCUGAAAGUCAACAAAGGCAUCACAUUUCAAGAGGCACGAACUGAAGUAAACCAAACUUGGAGUAAACCUACCUAUUCAAGUAAAGUGCAACAACGCAUAACGCAAGCCAACAAUGAUAGCAAUGAGAAAGAUAAACUCAUAUCGUUAUUACAAGAUGAGCUUACUAAACUCCGACAAGAAUUGCGGGAAAUUAGGCAAAAAGACCAGCAAGAUUCUUCACAACCGGCGCAAAAACCAAAUCAGCGUAUUUCUCGGAAAGAUUCACACGAUAUGACCAGCAAUCAACAAUCACAGUCCGGAACAUCUAAAAAAGACGGUGGUUCUAAAUCCACAGCGGUUACAACUGAAGAACCAGGAAUAUCAAUCGGAUCGAGAAAAAUUCUAUAUAAUACGAGAAGUGUUAGCAGAAAACGAAAUCUUACGCAAAACGAAAUUUCGCCAACCAAUCCAAAAACGCGACCAAAAAUAUCAAUUACAAACUCCCAAAUAUCUCAGCAUGAAGAGAACCUAGACACGGACAUGUUCUCUGAUGACGACGGCGCUCAGUGA
Uranotaenia lowii is the source of this 1347-nucleotide messenger RNA. RefSeq lists its product as uncharacterized. The record is from RefSeq and is a predicted model, not a curated record. NCBI's taxonomy places the organism in Eukaryota, Metazoa, Arthropoda, Insecta, Diptera, Culicidae. Gene Ontology annotation, molecular function: nucleic acid binding; zinc ion binding. Bases 1 to 1347 code for a protein of 448 amino acids. The transcript has a single exon.